AUGUGUACUUCAACUACUGUAGCACAGUGUAUAGAUUCUGAAGGUAUGAUUCUAAUGUGUACUUGUACUGUAGCACAGUGUAUAGAUUCUGAAGGUAUGAUUGUAAUGUGUACUUGUACUGUAGCACAGUGUAUGGAUUCUGGAGGUAUGAUUGUAAUGUGUAUUUGUACUGUAGCACAGUGUAUAAAUUCUGAAGUUAUGAUUCUAAUGUGUACUUGUACUGUAGCACAGUGUAUAGAUUCUGAAGGGGCUUCAGUAUUGGUCCAUGGAUCUGAGGGAUUUGAUACAACUUUACAGGUUACCUCCCUUGUACAACUUAUAUUGGACCAUGACUGUAGGACCAUUAAUGGAUUUGAAGCCUUAGUAGAACGUGAAUGGUUACAAGGAGGACAUCCAUUUGCUGACCGCUGUUCCAAAUCGGCAUUUGCCAUCACUAAACAGAGAAGUGAAUCUCCUAUUUUUCUUCUCUUUUUAGAUUGUGUCUGGCAGAUAUGGCAACAGUUUCCUUGUUCAUUUGAGUUCAAUGAAGAGUUUCUAGUCCUGCUGUUUGAACACACCUACUCCUCACAAUUUGGUACAUUCCUGUGCAAUAAUGAGAAGGAAAGAAAAGAGUGUAAAUUGUCCUCAAGAACAGUCUCUUUAUGGACAUAUUUAGCAAGACCAGAAGUUUUACAGAAGUAUCUUAAUCCUAUGUAUGAUCCUAAUCCUCGAGUUAUAUGGCCCUCUGUAGCUCCACAAAGUUUGGUGUUAUGGUCUGGGUUAUACCAGAGAUCAAUAAUUGACCAAUCAAAACAGAAGGAGGCUUGGCAGGAAGUCAGUAAAAUUAGAGAGUAUGACAAAGAAUUAAGGUCAAAGGUCACCAAACUAAGGAGACAACUUGCCUCAUUAGAAAGAGAAGCACUAGGAGUUGGACUGAUUCUUCCCUCAGAACUUGGUGUUGAUUGUAUACCAGAAUGAGGUCAAUAUUCAGGACAAACUUUGCUGGACUAAUUUAUGAUAUAUAUAUCUACAGAUUUUAAAUACCAGGAUAGACACUUUCACAUUCCAUCUUGUCUUAUGGAU
Mytilus trossulus (common blue mussel) is the source of this 1062-nucleotide messenger RNA. RefSeq names its product myotubularin-related protein 9-like. Bases 1 to 957 code for a protein of 318 amino acids. The record is from RefSeq and is a predicted model, not a curated record. NCBI's taxonomy places the organism in Eukaryota, Metazoa, Mollusca, Bivalvia, Mytilida, Mytilidae. Gene Ontology annotation, biological process: phosphatidylinositol dephosphorylation; negative regulation of autophagy. The transcript is spliced from 8 exons. Gene Ontology annotation, cellular component: membrane; cytoplasm. Gene Ontology annotation, molecular function: phosphatidylinositol-3-phosphate phosphatase activity.